Molecule: messenger RNA, 1915 nt
Organism: Ahaetulla prasina
Lineage: Eukaryota; Metazoa; Chordata; Lepidosauria; Squamata; Colubridae
Gene: PLA2G15
Product: phospholipase A2 group XV
Exons: 6
Coding region: 83-1342 (419 amino acids)
Biological process (GO): ceramide metabolic process; phosphatidylcholine metabolic process
Cellular component (GO): lysosome
Source: RefSeq, a predicted model, not a curated record
GCUUCGGAGGGCGGUGCGGGCGGAGCUCCGCCGUUUCUCUUCCGUUAGCGCUGCGCUCGCCGGCGGGGCAAGUCCGAAAGCGAUGAAGCGACCGCCGCCCGCUUGGCGGCUCUUCCCGGCCGCCCCGCUGGCCUUCCUAACGCUGCUCCUGCUUUGCUCCCAGCCGCCUGCCGUGGCUCCGGGACCGCCCCGGGGCAGGGCUGGCCCCCCCGGACCCCCCAUCGUGCUGGUGCCAGGAGAUUUGGGAAACCAGCUAGAAGCCAAGUUGGACAAACCAUCCGUGGUGCACUAUCUCUGCUCUAAGAAGACAGACAGUUAUUUUACAUUGUGGCUGAAUUUAGAAUUGUUGCUUCCAGUUAUCAUUGACUGCUGGAUAGAUAAUAUCAGGCUAGUGUACAAUCGAACUAGUGGCGCUACUGGUCCCCCCGAUGGGGUCGAUAUCAAAGUCCCUGGAUUUGGGAAGACCUUUGCAUUGGAGUUCCUUGAUCCUAGUAAAAGAAGUGUUGGCACAUACUUCUACACACUGGUGCAGAAACUGGUAGACCUGGGCUAUCAGCGAGAUGAAAGCAUCAGAGGUGCCCCUUACGAUUGGCGGAAGGCACCAAACGAGAAUGGAGACUAUUUUGAAGCUCUCCAGAAGCUGAUCGAGAUCAUGUACGAAGAGUAUGGCGAACCGGUGGUCCUAAUUGCCCACAGCAUGGGGAACAUGUAUUCUCUGUACUUCCUCAGCCAUCAGCCCCAGGAAUGGAAAGACAAAUACAUCAGGGAUUUUGUCUCCUUGGGGGCUCCUUGGGGAGGAGUAGCUAAAGCUUUCCGAGUGCUGGCAUCAGGGGACAACAAUCGGAUUCCCGUGAUCAGCUCUUUCAAGAUCAGGGACCAACAGAGAUCCGCCGUUUCCACCAGCUGGUUGCUUCCUUACAAUUACACCUGGUCCCCGGGGAAGAUCUUCGUCAGCACGCCUUCCGCAAACUACACGAUUCGGGAUUUCCAGAAGUUCUACGCGGACAUCGGUUUCGAAGACGGUUGGCUGAUGAGAAAAGCGACGGAAGCUUUGAUUUACAGCAUGGUGCCCCCCGGCGUGCGCACGCACUGCCUGUACGGCACUGGGGUCAAUACUCCAGACUCGUUUGUCUAUGACAGCUUUCCAGAUAAAGAGCCGAAAAUCUUUUACGGGAACGGAGACGGGACAGUAAACUUAGAAAGUGCCUUACAGUGCCAGAAGUGGGUAGGUCAGCAGGAACAAAAAGUGAUGCUUUAUGAGCUUCCAGGAAAUGAACAUAUUGAGAUGCUCUAUAAUAACUUAACCAUAUCCUACGUUAAAAAGGUUCUUUUCAGCUCAUGACACAGGAAGAGUUUCACUUUUUCCUCCCAAGAGGUUUAAAUGCUCUCUCUUUUUUUCUUUUUCCCAACGGGGAAGCACAAAAGAAUGUUUUGGACCUCUAUUUUUAAAGCUGCUGCUGUUUCUUUUCUUUUUUUCCCCCGGCUUAUCGAAUCUUGUUGGAAAUCAGUUACUUGUUUCCUAGAGUAACACUGGUAACAGAUUUGACAAAAUACACAAGGUGCCCCCUCUCCGUGCCCAUCCGUAUGAAGGUGGAGUGCCGCUUCUCUUGAGACGCAGAGAACGUCCCUCUUUCUAUAUUUAUUGAGCUAGGACAUCAAGGACCUUAGGAUGUCCUCGCCGAAAGGUCACCAAUGUUGGGUUGUUGUUGCCAAUACGAACCUGGGAAUUGUGAAGCCCCUGCAAAGGGUGUUUGACGAGACAGGCAGUGGUUUAACCUUAGAUUGGCCUCACCCAACUGUUCUUGAAGACAAUGCAGGAGCUUAACUAAAAUGAGGUGAGCGUAUUCAUUUGAUUCCUACUUGACUAGAUCAGGGGUCUGCAAACUUGGCUCUUUGAAGACUUGUGGACUUCAAC